Messenger RNA from Austrofundulus limnaeus, 2007 nucleotides. Its product is annotated as homeobox protein Hox-B5a. The record is from RefSeq and is a predicted model, not a curated record. Gene Ontology annotation, molecular function: DNA-binding transcription factor activity, RNA polymerase II-specific; RNA polymerase II cis-regulatory region sequence-specific DNA binding. Bases 182 to 1069 code for a protein of 295 amino acids. The transcript is spliced from 2 exons. Gene Ontology annotation, biological process: anterior/posterior pattern specification; regulation of transcription by RNA polymerase II. Lineage: Eukaryota; Metazoa; Chordata; Actinopteri; Cyprinodontiformes; Rivulidae. Gene Ontology annotation, cellular component: nucleus.
CCACCCCCACAUUUGGACGGCGCGUACGCGGCUACAAACCGAAGUACAGUGCAACGCCAUAAUUCACUAAUACAUCAUAAAUCGUUGAAAGUGCCCGCGCUGUAACGACCAGGAGAAACCUAACAAAUCAGCUGGCCCCCACUGCUCAGCUGUUCGCCCGCCAACUCUGUAAAACAUCUAAAUGAGCUCUUACUUUGUAAACUCGUUCUCGGGGCGCUACCCAAAUGGCCCCGACUAUCAGCUGCUGAAUUAUGGAGCCGGCGGCGGCGACGCACCGAGCAGCGGGACGUUCAGGGACUCUUCCUCUGCCACCAUGCACCAUGCCACGGGCUCCUACGGCUACGGCUACAAUGGCAUGGAUCUGACCGUGACCAGCCGGGGAGGUGGGGGGGCCACCAGGGCAGCGAGCACCGGCGGACACUUCGUCGAGGACUCCCGGGGCUUUGGCAUCAGACAGCCGUCCAGCUGCUCCUUCAGCUCGGCCACAAACUCGCCGCUGUCAGCAGCUCGUGAGAGCGGCAAGCUGAGCUCGUCCUCCGCGGCGGAGAAAACAGGAAGCGGCAGCCUCGGCUCUCCGAACCUCCCGUCCUCUCUGCCCUCGGCUGCAGCCGGUCCGCGCUUCACCGAGCUGGACGACGCGUCUCCGGACGCAAAGGAGCUGAACUCGGAUCCGAGUCUGGGGAGCAACCCGCCGCCCGCGAGCGGGCUCUCCCACCAGAAGCAGGAGGGCUGCCCGGCGGGGUCCGCCGCUGGCAGCGCAGUCAGCGAGGCGCACACACCACAGAUUUUCCCCUGGAUGAGAAAGCUGCACAUCAGCCAUGAUAUGACCGGCCCGGACGGGAAACGGGCGCGGACGGCCUACACCCGCUACCAGACCCUGGAGCUGGAGAAGGAGUUCCACUUCAACCGGUACCUGACGCGGCGGAGGCGCAUCGAGAUCGCGCACGCGCUCUGCCUGUCCGAGCGGCAGAUCAAGAUCUGGUUCCAGAACCGGAGGAUGAAGUGGAAGAAGGACAACAAGCUGAAAAGCAUGAGCAUCGCUGCCGCCGGCAGCGCUUUCCAACCCUAGGAGGGAGCGGGAGCUUCUCGGAGAGACAGAACCGAGCCCGUUUCGCUUUCUUUCGCGCUCCGGGCCUGAGAGGAGCACGAGACAAACAGCUGAGAAGAGAUGAAGAAAACUUGAAGGCAGAGGAAAAGAACCAGGGAGCCCAGCUGAGGAUGGAGGAGAAGAUGAAGAAACUUGUAGAUUCCACAUCWGAAUUUUCAUUCACUUUAUGUUCUCAUGUCAGCAGCUGGGAUGUGUUUUACAGCAGCGCAGCACUUUUUCCUUGUUUGGCAUGUUGGUCUUUGGUGUUUCAGGGAAAAAACAAUUAUUCUAAGAUUUUUAAAAAGAAAUACUCGCACACACAAAGUAAAAGUCACAGUUUGAAGUGAACAGAGUAAGUCUAUGGACAUUGUUACAUUUUUAUUCUAUCUGGUUAUAGUUUACUGAGUCUAGUGCCAUAUUUUUGCUGUUUAAGGUGCUUCAUGUGAGCCUGUCCUGUCCAGUAAGACUGUAAAACAGUUGUUUGGACCCUCAUCCUUCCAGGUCCCUGCCAUCAGAAUCUGUACAGUUUCACAGAGGAAGAAGUGACAGUGCGCGCUUGUGUGUGCUCGCUCGCGCGCGUGUGUGUACAGUGAAACCUUCAUUUCCGAUCCACUUCCUGAUGUUCUGUGUUAAUCUGUAACCCAAAACAGUUGUGUCCUUUUCUUAAUGUUUCUUGCAUAUGUUCAGGUGAUGUACACAUGAACGUGUUGACAUGUGACCAACACCACUGUCCCGCUGUUGCGCCGUGUGAGUGCGCCCGCGUUAUUUGAGGGUCCGUGUGUGUGUGUGUGUGUGUGUGUGUGUGUGUGUGUGUGCGCGCGCGCGCGCUUAUCGUCAGUGAGCUUUUUUUGUAACUGUAAUUUGGAGUAAAACUAAAAUAAAGUUUCUCAUAGUCGUGAAAGCCGGUCAGACCUGACGCA